AUGACAUUAAAUACUGCUAACGCUACAGAAUAUUUGAAGAACUACCCCAAGAAGGAUGGGUUAUCUAUCAAAGAGUUGAUUGAUUCUACUAACUUCGGUGGGUUGACCUAUAACGAUCUUUUGGUUUUGCCAGGUUUGAUUUCUCUCCCUUCGUCAGGAGUAAACUUGGAGACAAAGUUGACUAAGAAAAUCACUUUGAAGUCACCUUUCGUUUCGUCUCCCAUGGAUACUGUCACUGAAGAAAAUAUGGCGAUCCACAUGGCUUUGUUAGGUGGUAUCGGUAUUCUUCACCAUAACUGCACACCAGAGUAUCAAGCUGAAAUGGUCAGAAAAGUCAAAAAAUUUGAAAAUGGUUUUAUCAAUGACCCUGUGGUAGUUGCUCCAUCUACCACUGUCGGAGAAGUGAAGAAAAUGAAAAAUUUGAUGGGAUUCACGUCGUUUCCCGUUACUGGUAAGUAUUUUAAUUUCAACCUUGGAACAAUAACAAAAUGUUUGGAUGAUGAUUUCUAUACUCUAAAUAACUUUCGUUCUACCGAAUUCAUCAAACGAUGGUGUGGACAUUAAUUUUGCUGACUUCGAAACAUAAUUUUGUUUAUUCUAAAAGAUCACUUAUAAGGAUGUACUAACUUCAUUAGAAAAUGGAAAAGUUGGCGGCAAGCUAGUAGGUAUUGUUACUUCACGUGAUGUUCAGUUUCAC
Messenger RNA from Priceomyces carsonii, 697 nucleotides. RefSeq lists its product as uncharacterized. The record is from RefSeq and is a predicted model, not a curated record. Gene Ontology annotation, molecular function: IMP dehydrogenase activity. Gene Ontology annotation, cellular component: cytoplasm. NCBI's taxonomy places the organism in Eukaryota, Fungi, Ascomycota, Pichiomycetes, Serinales, Debaryomycetaceae. Gene Ontology annotation, biological process: GTP biosynthetic process. The transcript has a single exon. The coding region runs from base 1 to 564 and encodes 187 amino acids.